Messenger RNA from Contarinia nasturtii (swede midge), 2478 nucleotides. Its product is annotated as ovarian-specific serine/threonine-protein kinase Lok-like. Gene Ontology annotation, cellular component: cytoplasm; nucleus. NCBI's taxonomy places the organism in Eukaryota, Metazoa, Arthropoda, Insecta, Diptera, Cecidomyiidae. Gene Ontology annotation, biological process: protein phosphorylation; mitotic DNA damage checkpoint signaling. The transcript has 5 exons. Gene Ontology annotation, molecular function: ATP binding; protein serine/threonine kinase activity; protein binding. The coding region runs from base 306 to 1763 and encodes 485 amino acids. The record is from RefSeq and is a predicted model, not a curated record.
UCGCACAAAACCAACGGUUCCGUUUUGCGAUCUAAUUCGUAUUUGUUUUUUUUUUAUAUUUUUUAUUUGACCUUUUGUAUUUACAUCUAUUUUUGUGAUGUAUAUUCAACAUUUUUAGUUUUUAUAACAAGAUUUAACGUAAAAAUUAUCCAACACACGUAUGAAUUAAUUAUUUUACAAAACAAAGAAUCGAUAUCGUGAAGAAGGCAACGAUAAACGGAACACACAGAUUGGUUUUGGUUUUAUCUACUAAACAAAACAAAACAUAACCUCAACGAAGCUUAAAGGCAACAGUGCAGUAGAAAAUGGCUCCAGAGGAUGAUUUAUUUGAGGAUUUGCCACAAACACAAAGUCAACCACUCCCGGAUGACGAAGUGUUUUCGCAAGAUGCCGACGACGGAAAAGAUGUUUGGGGUCGUUUAGUGGCAAAACACAAAUCAUUCCACAACGUUGAUUUGACCAACGACACAUUUGUAGCGGGCCGAGCUUCAAACUGCAAUUACAGCUUGCAAGCACCAGAAAUCAAACAGAAGCUACUCAUACAAAUGUCCAAGCAACAUUUUAAAAUAUCCCGAGAUUUGGCAGAGAUGGACAGUCCUGUAUACAUUGAGGAUUUGUCACGAAAUGGCACCUUCGUAAAUGAAGAAAAAAUCGGUUUGAAAAAGAAGAGAAUCUUGGCACAUGGUGACACCAUUUCAAUUGCGUAUCCAAAAAUGCAAGCGUUCCUAUUUCGUGAUCAUCGACGAAAAACUGAUGUGGCCACGGCCAUUGCCAAAAAAUAUUAUGUCAGUAAAAAACUUGGGAACGGUGCAAAUGGUACGGUAUUUUUGGUAUAUGAAUAUCGUACGUGCCAAAAGUAUGCGCUAAAGCACAUAAAAAAGAACAAGCUGAUUGAUUAUAGAGCCGAUAAGUCGCUGAACGAGGCCAAGAUCAUGCAGAGCCUGAGACAUCCGUGCAUUGUUCAAAUGCACGACAUCGUUGAUUCUUCAGAUUCUGUGUUCAUAACGCUUGAGCUAAUGGAAGGUGGCGAAUUGCUGACGCGCAUUCAGAAUAAACGAUAUCUGAAAGAAGCCAAUGCCAAAUUAUUUUUCUAUCAAAUGUGCUACGCCAUUAAGUAUUUACACGAACGAAAGAUUACACAUCGGGAUCUUAAGCCGGACAAUAUUCUCUUAGCGUCGAGUGAAGAGAAUACAUUGUUGAAGAUCUCUGACUUUGGUCUGAGUAAAUUGGUGAAGAACAACUCAGAAUUGCGAACCCUAUGCGGAACACCGAUGUAUGUAGCUCCAGAAAUAUUGGAAACAAAAGGUGAAGGUACAUAUACCGAAAAAGUGGAUAUUUGGAGUUUGGGUGUGGUAUUAUUCACAAUGCUCAGUGGAUCAUUGCCAUUUGCCGACGAUUACGGUAGCCCAGCAGCCGAACAAAUUAAACAGGCCAAAUUCACAUUCAGAUCACAACGUUGGAAUGGAGUUUCGAACACGGCCAAAAAUCUCAUCCGUGAAAUGCUCACAACAAAUGUAAAUAAACGCCCGUCCAUCGAUCAGUUGUUGUUGACCAAGUGGUUUAGAGACGGUGAUAUGAUCGGAAUUGCACACAAACUGAUGAACAUACCAAUGCCGCAUCACUAUACAUCGUCAGCAACACGAUUGGCCAUUCAAGUGCCAAAGGAUAUAGCCAAUUCGGAGCCGUCAGUUUUCUUGCGUCCAUAUGCUGUAGACAUAGACAGCGAAAAUAUUCAACCAUCGAAAAAACGUCGCCUACGUUAAGCAGUAUUAAGUUGUUAGUUCAGUAUUUUCAAAAGUAGAAUAUGUCAUCAACAAUUUUUUUUUAUUGGUAUCGUUCAAGUUGUGAUGUUAAAUAUAAGUACAAACUAUUGUAGAAAGAAAAAACCGUUUGGAAAACCAAACAAAAAGUACAAAAAUCUAAAAAAAACCUUAGCAACGAAGUGCCUCAAUGUUGCCAAAAAAUUAAACAGAUAAGUUUACGAAAAAAUUCCACAUUGAUAUUGUACAAAUAUCGCGAAAAAUAGUAGUUUAGGGACAAUUCGUGAUAUAUCAUACAAAAUAUAUUAAAAUAAGGAGCUAUACCAUUGGCAUCAAUUAAAUCGAUUGCGAAAAAUGUUAUCUUGGGUGAAAUUCCACCAAAAUCGUUCUUUUUUCGUAUAAAUAUGAGUGUUGAAAAAUAAGUGAUGCAAUAACACUCUGCUCUAUGUUGAGUGUCAUAAAAUAUCAAAAAGCAUGCAAAACUGAUAUGAUUUAAUUGAAAAAUUAAAAUAAGUACACAAAUACCGGUAUAAAAAUCAAAUUGCUCAAAAUAGCAACCUGAAUAAAUGUUACAAUUUUCUGCAUCAGAUAUGUCACAAGAAUAGAGUUAAUUUACGCAUCAAGUAUUGUAUGGGUAAUAAGAAUAUUUUCAAUAGACCAAGACCAAUUGUAUUAAAAAAAUAAACUCAGUAAAUCAUUUGCACAAAUUACUCAACAA